AUGGCUGAUUCGAAUAGGGAAAGUUUGGCAUUCAUUGAAGAGGGCAAUGAUGCUGAUGCAGAAAGCGAUGAAUUGGAAGUUGAAGAAGGACCUGCUUUUAAAAAGCCUAGGAAAAGGCAAGCGCGUUGCUGGAAAUAUUUCACAAUAAUAGGAGAAAAAGGGAAUGAAAAGGCAAGAUGCAAUGAUUGCAAGAUAGAGUACAAGAUGGACAGUAAGACUUGCGGUACGUCUACUUUAAACCGUCACAUUAACAAAUGCACACAAAUCAAACAUGAAGAUAUUGGCCAAGUCAUUUUAGACAUGCAAGGUAAAAUGAAGGCUAUAAAAAUAGAUAUGAAGGUAGCACGUGAGAUGUAUGCUGAAGCUGUUAUUGAACAUGACCAGCCCUUUAACUUUACUGAGUAUAGGAAGUUUAGGCGUUUUCAUAAUUACUUGAAUCCAGAUUGGACUGGCAUUUCUAGAAAUUCUCUUAAACAAGAUGUUUUAAAUGUGCACAUGAGAGACAAGAAGAAGCUGAAAAAGAUGUUUGGUAGCAUUGAAAGUAGGAUGUGCUUAACUUCAUAUUUGUGGAAAUCUUGUAAUACCGAGGGUUAUGUUUGCUUAACUGCCCAUUUCAUUGAUGUAAAUUGGAAGCUGAAUAGUAAAAUUAUUGCCUUCCGUUAUAUGCCUUCUCCUCAUACUGGAUUUGAAUUGACUCAUAAAAUACUUGGUUUGUUAAAGGAAUGUGGCAUAGAGAAGAAGAUUUUUACCAUUACUUUGGAUAAUGCAGCUGCAAAUGACUCUAUGGUUGGUGAUGGAGUAAAAGUUGUAAAUGAUGCCUUGUCUCGGAUUAGAGAGAGUGUUAAAUAUAUAAAAGGCUCAGAAUCAAGAAUGAUCAAAUUUAAGGAGUACAUUGAACAAGUUGGUGGUGAGAACACUGUAACUGCAUUGAUAGCAGAUGUACCCACUAGAUGGAAUUUCACUUAUGAAAUGCUUGAUCGUGCUCACAAAUUCAGGCGUGAGUUAUCAAUUCUCCAAUUGAGUGAUAGAAAUUACAAGUAUUGUCCUUCAGAAGAAGAGUGGAAUAGGUUGGAAAUUCUUUGUCGGUUCUUGCAACCGUUUUGUGAGAUCACUAAUUUGAUGUCUGGCACUUCUUAUCCUACUUCUAACUUGUAUUUUCUACAAGUUUGGAAAAUUCAGCGUGUUCUCAUUCGUAUGAGUACUGAUGAAGAUGUGGUGGUAAGUAGCAUGGCUAAUAAGAUGAUGGAUAAGUUUCAAGAAUAUUGGGAAGAGUAUAGUGAUGUGCUUUCACUGGGAGCUGUUCUUGAUCCUCGCAUUAAGUUUACUACAUUAUCUUUUUGUCAUAGAAAGAUUGAUGCUUACACACAUGAUGACAAGAUGGAAAAUAUAAAGGCAAACGUGUAUAAGCUCUUUGAUAAUUAUGUAAACAUUAAUUCAUCAACUACCACUGAUCAAAGUCAAGAUAACACUCACUUUUCAAGUCAAGGGUCAAUGGAAACGAGAGGAUGGAAUGAUGAGAUCUUUGAUGAAUUGUUCUUGCACAAUCAACACCUUGCAAUAAAUGCUGGAAAAUAUGAACUUGAUGUUUAUUUAGAGGAGCCUAUAUUGGUUAUUGACAACUGGAAUAGUUUUGAUGCAUUGCAAUGCAUUGGAUCACGUGUGCUUAAUAAAUAUAGAAAUAAGUUGUUGUCAAAGAAUGUUGAAGCUUUGGUAUGUACCCGCAAUUGGUUGGCUAGUUUUGUUGCCAAUGAUGAUGAUGAUGAUGGCAUUUCCCAUAUAUUAGCUUCUUCACGGGGAUCUAAUGGUCAUGAAACUUUGUAG
Molecule: messenger RNA, 1821 nt
Organism: Gastrolobium bilobum
Lineage: Eukaryota; Viridiplantae; Streptophyta; Magnoliopsida; Fabales; Fabaceae
Product: zinc finger BED domain-containing protein RICESLEEPER 2-like
Exons: 6
Coding region: 1-1821 (606 amino acids)
Molecular function (GO): DNA binding
Source: RefSeq, a predicted model, not a curated record